Molecule: messenger RNA, 2058 nt
Organism: Dermacentor andersoni
Lineage: Eukaryota; Metazoa; Arthropoda; Arachnida; Ixodida; Ixodidae
Product: peptidylprolyl isomerase domain and WD repeat-containing protein 1
Biological process (GO): protein peptidyl-prolyl isomerization
Molecular function (GO): protein binding; peptidyl-prolyl cis-trans isomerase activity
Source: RefSeq, a predicted model, not a curated record
AUCUGCGUGAGAGAAGGAAAGGCAAGCGCGUCAAAAUGGCGGAAAAACGAAAGCACGACAGUGAGGAUGAGCCUGUAGACGAAAAUUCCGACGACGAUGUCAUCGGUCCGCUGCCGUCUGAGGCUGCGAAACCGAAAAAGGCAAGGUUUCUUCCUUUUGAACGCGUCUACCUUGACAACCUCCCGUGCGCGGAAGCAUAUGAGAAGAGCUACAUGCACCGAGACAUCGUUACGCACGUGAUCGUCACCAAGACUGAAUUUGUGAUCACAGCGAGCUGCGAUGGUCACCUAAAGUUCUGGAAGAAGACAGAAGACGGCAUCGAGUUUGUGAAACACUUCCGGACUCACCUGGGCAAUGUCCAGGACAUUGCGACCAAUUCAACGGGCCUAUUCCUGUGCUCUGUGUCAAACGACAAGUCGCUCAAAGUGUUCGACGUGGUCAAUUUCGAUCUUAUCAACAUGAUGAAAUUGCCCUACGUGCCCGGUCGAUGCGAGUGGGUCUUCGGCUCGGGUGACGCGAUCUCGGCGGUGGCCGUUUCAGAUUCCGACACAGGGAAGAUUUACGUCUACGACGGCAAAGGCGACGAAAAAACUCUGCAUGUUCUCGAGUCCUUGCACAAAGCUCCGCUGUGCGCGCUCAGGUACAACGCAAAGCUGGAAACUGUCGUGUCCGUCGACAAGAAGGGAAUCCUCGAAUAUUGGUCUGGUCAGAGGGGCGAAUUCAAGUUCCCCAAGUGCGUCCGCUUCGAGUCCAAGCUGGACACGGAUUUGUACGAAUUCGUCAAGGCAAAGUCCUAUCCUACGGGCCUGUGCUUCUCGCCCGACGGCUUGCACUUCGCCACGAUCGCCACCGACCGCAAGGUGCGCGUGUUUCGAUUUCUGACCGGAAAGCUCACACUUGUGCUGGACGAAACUCUGCAGCAGCUCUCGGAAUUGCAGCAGAUGCAGCAGCAGCUGCCGGACAUGGAGUUCGGCCGGCGCAUGGCCGGGGACCGCGACCUCGAGAAGUCCGAAGCGUUUCACUACUGCAACCUGACUUACGACGACACGGGCCACUUCCUGGUGUACGCCACACUGCUCGGCAUCAAGAUCGUCAACCUGCGCACCACCGUCUGCUCGCGCCUCCUGGGCAAGAACGACAACAUAAGGCCCUUGCACGUCGCGCUCUACCAAGGCGUGCCCGGGGCGACCAAGCAGAUCACGUCGAUGGAGACGCACGCGUCCGACAACCCGACGCUACAAUCGUUAGAGGCCGACCCCAUGUUGGUGUGCACGGCGUUUCGCAAGAACCGAUUCUACCUCUUCUCCAGGCGAGAACCCGACGAGGGCAAGACGGAGGAGCGAGACGUGUUCAACGAACGGCCCUCUAAAGAAGACAUCCUUUCGGCGACCGAGUCGUCGGCCCAACAGCGGCUCUUCCCGAUGGCGAUCAUCCACACGUCCAUGGGCGACAUUCACGUCCAGCUGUUCACUAAGGAGUGUCCGCGCACGGCGGAGAACUUCUGCGUGCAUGCCAAGGAGGGCUACUACAACGGACACAUCUUUCAUCGAGUUAUCAAGGGUUUUAUGGUGCAGACGGGCGACCCUACGGGAACGGGCACCGGUGGAGAGUCCAUAUGGGGCGGCAACUUCGAGGACGAGUUCCACCCGACGCUGAAACAUGACAGGCCGUACACACUGAGCAUGGCCAAUGCUGGGCCCAACACUAAUGGUUCGCAGUUCUUCAUCACGGUAAUCCCCGCUCCUUGGCUGGACAACAAGCACACAGUGUUUGGCCGAGUUACCCGUGGCAUGGAGGUGGUGCAGAACAUCAGCAUUGUACGGACAAGCCCCAAGACUGACAAACCUUACGAUGACGUGCGCAUCAUCAGCAUAACUUUGCGGUGACGCUCCACACUGUGUUUCAUCCACAUCCUUGUUGACUCACAACAUUGCAUCAUCAUCAGCAUUACAGUGUACAUAGUGACAAUUACAUGAACUGUGGUGCUUGUAUAAUGAAAAGUGGAAGUGCAUUUGUUUGUGAAAUGACCUAAUAAGCAUUAAAAUCAUUUCCAAUGCA